Messenger RNA from Orbicella faveolata, 3943 nucleotides. RefSeq lists its product as uncharacterized. The record is from RefSeq and is a predicted model, not a curated record. NCBI's taxonomy places the organism in Eukaryota, Metazoa, Cnidaria, Anthozoa, Scleractinia, Merulinidae.
AAUGAAUGAAUAAUAGUGAUAGUAUAGUUUCAUUGCGCCAUACUGCCCAAAAUGAGGUAUUGUUGGUUAAACAAAGGAACAUUUAUCAUUUACUGAUUUUUAUAUUCAUCUACUACUUUUUCGCACCUAUAUCCCAUACAAAGUAGGGCUCUUUCGAGUCCGGUCUUCGUUCCUCUUUCUCCCUGUGGAACUACCCUCCUCUAAGUGGCUAUAAAUCAAAACCCUACCCUGUGUAGGACAGCACCCUCUAUUUUAAGACCUGAUUUAGGACGAGAGCUGAAGGUCAGGAAUACCUGUGCGACACAAUGACAUCUUUCAGUCGCCGUCACGAUAUACAGUGCAAAGAAACUAGACCGACUGACAUAUUCUGUCAAUAUGCACUUGUUAUGUUGCUGAUAAAUAAGAGGAAAAAUAAUUUAAACUUUUACGAUUCCGACAACAAUAGUACUACUCUCGUCCUGGAAAUGAUCUGACCUUGUAAGGAACGGUUGAAGUUUCUGAUCUCGGACUGAUAGUGUAAGCACAACGUGACUAUAAUCUGUUUAGGACAGGUACCAACCCUGUUUAGGACAGAGGCAAGUUAAAUUGUAAACACCGGCGCCAAAAAACCAUACCUUAUCCAGCGGCACGUCCCCAUAUGGGCCAAAUAAGGGAGAACCCCUGGCACGUAAUUUCACUACUGUGUGUACACGGACGCUUAUUUCACGAGGCUGGGUAACCUGUGGUUGUUGCUUUUUUUUUUUCUCCUCUGUCCCACGCUUGCCUCCAGGGCUUGCUCGGACGCCCCCUUCGUUCGUGAUUCUUUUGAGAUCUUUUGGGAAAGGGGCUUUGAGAACAUUCUGAAUAGACUGGGGACAACGCACAAAACCACUUGGUCCACUUGGGAGUUAGAGAGGAUAAGAGAGGCCGAUUUCAGCUGGUCUGGCAUUGUUCGCUUGUGUUCCCCUAACAGACCAAAACAUAGUGGAUUUUCUUAUUCAGUAAUCCUGACAUAAUCAACCAUUAGCGUUUGAAUGGUCGAUUAGAGUCAUUGUGGACUUAUGAUUAUUCAUGUCUCUAUAGCGACGUGACAACCAAUUAGAACUUUUGGAAUGAUUACAGUGAGUGUGACUUGACAUUGGAUCGGCGGACUAUAAACUUCACUUGGAGGGAACGCGCUCAAGGGCUUGUGAAAUCGGUUCGAAAACUCUAAAAGCCCCUAUUUUACCAGGGAAUGGAAAAAAUGCCUACGUUUGCACCAAGCGGAGGGCAGCCACUUCUCGUGCGGGGAACAGUUCAGGAGAACUUCGAGGACAAGAUGCCGCUAACAAGUCGAUAUGCAUGGCCUCGUAGGUCAGAGUCGUCGCUAAGUACGAGCAGUUUUCCAAACAGAAACAGCAAGAAUCCGUUUUUUGCAAGGCAUAAUCCUCAUCCACAGAGAGUUAGGCAUCUGAAAGGACUCUUAGAUAUUCCAGUUUGUACUGUGAUUGAUUCGGGCGUCGAGGAGAACGUGGGAAGGUACAUGGUUUGCACCCCGACCAUCGACCAACUGCGACAGAGGCCUCUGAGAUCGAGCCACGGAUUGCGGCUACCGAUCAAUGCUGAUACAGUUGUCUUCGCCAAAGAAAAAGCUGUGCCAUCUAUCGGAUUAGUUCCAAUAACCCAAACCUGGCGAGAGGAACUAAAGAGAUUUACCGAAGCUGCUGGCUUCAAGAGCAAGAACCCUUACACAAACACUACAAGUUACCAGGUACCACCAUCAAGACAAGGAUCAAGACAAGGAGAGAGACCACCACCAUCCAGGGGCCGUGAGUUUCCUCCUCCAUCAAGGAAUGGGGAGAAGCCACCUUCAAGGAAUGGAGAAAUGCCUCCAUCACGGAAUGGUGAGAAGCCACCGUCAAGGCAGGGAGAGUCUAGACUGGGAGAUAGACCCUCACUCUCACGACAAGGCCUUCCCAUGCAGCACAUUGCUCCAGAAUCUGAUAAUGAUCUUGCUAUGCUUGACAUGUUGAUGGGCAUCCUUCAAACAGAUCAUCCUGAUGGCAUUAAAUCAUGGCUGGUUUAUGCUCCUGAAAGAGAAAAGGAACUUGUCCUGGACAUGAUCCGAGCAGUGUGCACAUCUGAUCGUGAAUUUAGGGAAGGUUACAAUGAAGCAAUGAAGUCCCCCAUGUAUGACGAUCAACUGCUACAACAGGAAUCAAGUCUUGACUUGGAUGAGAUUCAAAAGUACAAUGAUGCAAAGAGGAAGGAAAGAGAGGAAAUGGAGAGGAAGAAACAGGAAAAAGAAGAUGCAGAAAAACCAAGAACACCCCGCACGGCAGGCUCCCAGGGCUACACGCAGUACCAAUGGACCAGUCCCGGAUGUAAGCCCAGUUCCCCGUUUAUUGCCACAGAGAAGAGGAAAGAGGCGGUGAUCGAGCAGAGCAAACCGAGGCCUGGUACGGCCGAAGCAGAAAUUGAAGAGAUUCGAAGUCGACUCCAGUCUCGCUCCUCUCCUCGAGUAUUCACUCAUCAGAGAGCCUCAGUAUCACGGCACUCCGCUCGUCCCCAGACCCAGCAAAGUGUGUACGUUCCACCCGCGGAAUGCCUGGAACCCGCUGCCAUUAGGCCGCCUAGUCACCAGUCUAUCAAGUCACAACAGUCGGUGAUUCGUAGCAUCUUGUCAUACAAGCCACAACAGAAUUAGAAAGGAAAACGUUUCGCUGGAAAUUUUUUCUAAUAAAAAUGCGAUCAAAUUUAAGAUAUAAACUUACCAGUUUGUAACUGUGCUACUGAGCACCUGUUAGAUGCUCAAGAGUUAGAGAUACGCGAGGAGAAUUCAGGUUAACAGGUUUUAAAAUGUAAUAUAUAAUUUAUGAAGAAUACUGACCUCUGUAGCUCUGAGCUUCUUUGCCUUUUUUGGUCUGGGCGAGAUUUUGAUAGCUUAAGUUAGGUAUACCUGGAAAUAGAUUUGGUUACAGUCGAUAGUCUAUUUACAGAGCGGUUUUCAUUUGGGUGUAGGAAAGUAAUUGGUUUUCCAUCAACUACUCUACACGAUUGGCUUAAAAAAUUGCGCCAUUUUUUCAUCCAGUCAGAAGUAGUGAGUCACUGGCACGCGUUUUUCCGCGCUUUGCGUCAGCCACAACUCAGAAUUCUGGUAUAACUUUCCAAGCUCUACACUUGAAUUGGCCCGGACGGUUUUUUUGUAUUGUUAACCCUGUUAAUCUGGUGAUAUUUGCAUCAAUUUAAAUUGCGCAGAACUCUAGGCCCUUCCUUUUCUUCCUUUUUGUCGGAGUUGUGAAACUGAGUAACUUGGAAUUCGAUCAGCUCAUUCCCAGGGCCUUUCGACCACGUGCUCAGAUAGCAACGUCAGAAGAUCACUGGGAACGAGGUUGGGAUGGAGGAGCGACCCUGAGAAUGAACUUAGAUUUGUUGUGUACGAAUAUUGUAAGUAGCUUUUGUAAUGUGGCCAUUUUGUGAUGGAGUUUCACACAACGGUUAAUUUUUCACAAGAGGCAAGUUUUAACUUAUUUUUGAACUGUCUUUCAUAAAAGUCAACUUUUGUUGAAAAGUUUUAUUUCGUCAUCACCUUCACCGCUAAUUAGUAAAUUCUUAACUUUCAAAUGUCACUUAUUACGCAAUGAAUAAAUUUUAAUGUUGUCGUAUUUUGAACUGAAAAAUCCAGGUGUCUGUGGUUUUCACAAGUCAUUUGUAAUCGAUUUUUCUUUUUUAUUCAGUUUUAUUAUAUUAAUCUCUGUAAAGCUUUGUUUUCCAAUAGCUGCGAGAUUCAUGAUGCACUAAAAAAGUAAAUACGAAUAUACUAGGAUGUUAUUUUGUGUUAUGUAAUUUGAGGAGAGAGUUUUGAGAUACAUGUGUUGUUACUUUGUAACACGGUCGAGUUGAAUCACAAUUAAGUAUUUUCUCUUAUUUUCGAAUUCAUUUUGCACAUACCACGAGUAAUAAAGUAAUAACUGUCUGGUUGUAA